UUAUGAUAAACAAAUCCAAAGCCUGGGUUGAUAAAUAAUAUUUAGAUCUAAUGGGAGAACGCUAAAAAGCUGCAAACAUGCUGUUACUGAAACAAUUUCACAGCUGAGUCCAACUUGUAAACCCUGAGCUGACGUCACAAGUCCAGACUAUGCCAUUACGAAGACCAUCUACCAUAUGACAGUGGUUUCCCAAGAAGCUAGGGCGCCAUACAAAAGGUGAAGUCGGUGGAGGGAAGUGAGUCGACAUUUUGCUUUUAAAAUCAAACCUCCGAAAGUCAUCCUGUGGUACCAGCAGCUGCCCAUGUCGCAAGCGAGGGAGGACAAGUACAAACUGAAGCAUACGGUGAAAUCUCUCCUGUCCAAGUUCCUGUUCACAGCCGAGUCCAUCCUGGACAUGGACACCAGGGUCGCUGCAGUGCUUCUUGGUCUGCACGCGCAGUCCCACCUGCCACCCGCCUGCGCCAACUUCUUCUUCGGCGUGAUGGGCGCCGCUGUGUACGCCCUGCUGAAAUGCUGGCCCAAGUACGCUAGACACUCCUCGCAAUGGGACCAGUUCCUGCAGUACUCAAGGCCAUCAAGCGGUGACCAGGCCAACGACUUCGAAGUCCUCCGAGAGCUGGAGUCUUCCCUGGUGUAGCACAUGGAGCAGUGAGGACAAUGGCGCUGCACACAGCUUUUCUUGGAAUAGUAGUCAUUUGUAGCAAGACCAUCUCAGUUGAAGUUACCUUUUACAACGUAUACAGAGAUGGGAUGCGAUAAGGGAACUAACUAUUAAAUAGUUUCAUCUUAUUAUGUCACUGCUAUAACUAUAUCAUGUAUAGUGAAAUGUAAAGACACGAUUAUCUACCUUAUCAGAAAUUUCCCUGUGUUAUAGAGUAAAUAAACCUAUCUAGUGAAGAAGAGGUAUUUACCACAGGCGUUAAUAAUUCGAUCCAGGUCAGACGCUUAGUACAAAGUUCUAUAUAGCGGAAUUCUAUCAUUCUAUUGAAUGGCAUAAGAGGAAAUUUUUAUAGCUAAGAGAUAUUACAAAGGGGAAGUAAUAAUAGGAUUUUCUUCUCUAUGCUAUUUAUUCAGUUGAUUAUUUCCCUUACAUUGUAAAUUUAACUUUUUUUAUUUUAUUAACCUUGAUAGUAAUCAAGAAUUCAAAAUGAUUGAAAUCAAUGGUUCUAUCUAACUAAAAGAAAAAUAAAACAACAAAAUAUUAAUAAUAUCAUUGGUAAAAAUAUAGAUAAUAUAAAAAAAUAUACACUCGUAUGUUAAUUUAUGUAACUAUAUAAUUAUACAUUUCAAAUGUUUCGCGUGUCAGCACUGUAAUAGAUAGUAACUUGGUUCCAGUAAUUAAAAAAAUGGUGGUAUAUAAAUAUAAUGAUCAACUGUAUGUGUAAUUGUACAGUUCAGUCUCUUAUUCUAGUAGGCUUGAAGAGCUGACAGCAUCAAUAAAAGGUCUAUUUAUUUUUAUUUUCAUACUUACACAUUUACAUUAUUAUGAUAUUUGGUUUACAAAACUGGCGAAGUGUAAAGCAUUGAAGUAUUUAACAAUUGUAUAGGUUUAAAUAUGCUAUAUAAUUCUAGACAAAAAAAGAGGAUAACUUUACGAUAUUGAUAUGUAUCAAUAAAUAGCAAACUGGAACUGA
This is a messenger RNA of Biomphalaria glabrata, 1634 nucleotides long. RefSeq lists its product as uncharacterized. The record is from RefSeq and is a predicted model, not a curated record. NCBI's taxonomy places the organism in Eukaryota, Metazoa, Mollusca, Gastropoda, Planorbidae. Bases 302 to 637 code for a protein of 111 amino acids. The transcript is spliced from 2 exons.